Messenger RNA from Arvicola amphibius (Eurasian water vole), 8086 nucleotides. It is a transcript of the gene Fn1, whose product is annotated as fibronectin 1. The transcript has 45 exons. Gene Ontology annotation, molecular function: proteoglycan binding; integrin binding. Gene Ontology annotation, biological process: nervous system development; cell-substrate junction assembly; heart development. Gene Ontology annotation, cellular component: extracellular region. The record is from RefSeq and is a predicted model, not a curated record. Lineage: Eukaryota; Metazoa; Chordata; Mammalia; Rodentia; Cricetidae. The coding region runs from base 235 to 7392 and encodes 2385 amino acids.
GGGCUCAGCCGCCCGCACCCGCUGAGUUGCACUAGGGGAGGAGAGGGAUCCCCGGGCGUAAGCGGGACCUGCGGCCACAACUUCUGGUCCUCUCCCACCCUCUUUCCAUCUUCUGUUUCCCAUCUUCUUACAGGCGUCCGCACCUCAGGACUUUGCCCCGCAGGCUGCGAAAGGAACCACACUUCGGGGCCACUUGCAUUCUGGGGAGGGCGGCUCUCCUCCCAUCCACUCAAGAUGCUCAGGGGUCCGGGACCCGGGCGGCUGCUGCUGCUGGCCGUCCUGUUCCUGGGGACAGCAGUGCGCUGCACCGAAGCCGGGAAGAACAGGAGGCAGGCUCAGCAAAUCGUGCAGCCUCAGUCCCCGGUGGCUGUCAGUCAAAGCAAGCCUGGCUGUUUUGACAAUGGGAAACACUAUCAGAUAAACCAGCAGUGGGAACGCACCUACCUGGGCAACGCCUUGGUUUGUACCUGCUAUGGAGGAAGCCGGGGCUUUAACUGCGAGAGUAAACCGGAAGCUGAAGAGACUUGCUUUGACAAGUACACUGGGAACACUUACAAAGUGGGUGACACUUACGAGCGCCCUAAAGAUUCCAUGAUCUGGGACUGUACCUGCAUUGGGGCCGGGCGAGGGAGAAUCAGCUGUACUAUCGCAAAUCGCUGCCAUGAAGGGGGCCAGUCCUACAAGAUUGGUGACAAGUGGAGGAGGCCACACGAGACUGGCGGGUACAUGCUGGAGUGUCUGUGCCUGGGCAAUGGCAAAGGAGAGUGGACCUGUAAACCUAUAGCUGAAAAAUGUUUUGAUGAUGCUGCUGGGACUUCCUAUGUCGUGGGUGAGACCUGGGAAAAGCCCUACCAAGGCUGGAUGAUGGUGGACUGCACUUGUCUGGGCGAAGGCAAUGGGCGUAUCACCUGUUCCUCCAGAAACAGGUGUAAUGAUCAGGACACCCGGACAUCCUAUAGAAUUGGAGACACCUGGAGCAAGAAGGAUAACCGAGGAAACCUGCUCCAGUGUGUGUGCACAGGCAAUGGCAGAGGGGAAUGGAAGUGUGAGCGACACGCUCUUCAGAGCACUUCAGCUGGAUCUGGCUCCCUCACAGAUGUCCGCACAGCCAUUUACCAGCCUCAGACUCCCCUGCAGCCCGCUCCAUACGGCCACUGUGUCACAGACAGCGGUGUGGUCUACUCGGUGGGAAUGCAGUGGCUGAAGUCACAGGGAAACAAGCAGAUGCUGUGCACUUGCCUGGGCAAUGGAGUUAGCUGCCAGGAGACAGCUGUGACCCAGACUUAUGGUGGCAAUUCAAACGGGGAGCCCUGUGUCCUCCCAUUCACCUACAAUGGUCGGACCUUCUACUCCUGCACCGCAGAAGGACGGCAGGAUGGGCAUCUCUGGUGCAGCACAACUUCAAACUAUGAGCAAGACCAGAAGUAUUCUUUCUGUACUGACCAUGCCGUUUUGGUUCAGACUCGAGGUGGAAAUUCCAACGGUGCCUUGUGCCACUUCCCCUUCCUGUACAACAACCGUAACUACACCGACUGUACUUCUGAGGGCAGGAGGGACAACAUGAAAUGGUGUGGAACAACCCAGAACUAUGACGUGGACCAGAAGUUUGGGUUCUGCCCCAUGGCUGCCCAUGAGGAGAUCUGCACAACCAACGAAGGGGUCAUGUAUCGCAUUGGGGAUCAGUGGGAUAAGCAGCAUGAUUUGGGCCACAUGAUGAGGUGCACGUGUGUUGGUAACGGUCGCGGAGAAUGGGCCUGCAUUCCCUACUCCCAGCUCCGAGAUCAGUGCGUUGUGGAUGAUAUCACCUACAAUGUGAACGACACAUUCCACAAGCGCCAUGAGGAGGGACAUAUGCUGAACUGUACGUGCUUCGGUCAGGGCCGGGGCAGAUGGAAGUGUGAUCCCAUUGACCAGUGUCAAGAUUCAGAGACCCGGACAUUUUACCAGAUCGGCGAUUCCUGGGAGAAGUUUGUGCAUGGUGUCAGAUACCAGUGCUACUGCUACGGCCGUGGCAUUGGGGAGUGGCAUUGCCAACCUCUGCAGACCUACCCAGGCACAACUGGUCCUGUCCAAGUAAUUAUCACAGAGACUCCCAGCCAGCCCAACUCCCACCCCAUCCAGUGGAAUGCACCAGAGCCAUCGCACAUCACCAAGUACAUUCUCAGAUGGAGACCUAAAACCUCUACGGGCCGCUGGAAAGAAGCCACUAUUCCAGGCCACCUCAAUUCCUACACCAUCAAAGGCCUGACCCCGGGUGUGGUAUAUGAGGGUCAGCUCAUCAGCAUCCAGCAGUAUGGACACCGAGAAGUGACGCGUUUUGACUUCACCACCAGCGCCAGCACACCUGUGACCAGCAACACGGUAACGGGAGAGACUACGCCCUUUUCUCCUGUUGUGGCCACUUCUGAGUCUGUAACUGAAAUCACAGCCAGCAGCUUUGUGGUCUCGUGGGUCUCAGCUUCUGACACUGUGUCCGGAUUCCGGGUGGAGUAUGAGCUGAGCGAGGAGGGCGAUGAACCACAGUACCUUGAUCUUCCAAGCACAGCCACUUCUGUGAACAUCCCUGACCUGCUCCCAGGCAGGAAGUACAUAGUCAAUGUCUAUCAGAUAUCUGAAGAGGGAGAGCAGAGCUUGAUCCUGUCUACAUCACAGACGACAGCACCUGAUGCCCCUCCAGACCCUACCGUGGACCAGGUUGAUGAUACUUCAAUUGUUGUUCGCUGGAGCAGACCCCAGGCACCCAUCACAGGGUACAGAAUCGUCUAUUCUCCAUCAGUUGAAGGCAGUAGCACAGAGCUCAACCUUCCUGAAACGGCCAACUCCGUCACCCUCAGUGACCUGCAGCCCGGUGUGCAGUACAACAUCACCAUCUAUGCAGUGGAGGAGAACCAAGAGAGCACACCUGUGUUCAUCCAGCAAGAGACUACUGGCACCCCACGAUCUGAUAAAGUUCCCCCUCCCAAGGACCUGCAGUUUGUGGAAGUGACAGAUGUGAAAGUCACCAUCAUGUGGACGCCUCCUGAUAGUGUGGUGACUGGCUACCGUGUGGAUGUCCUCCCUGUCAACCUGCCUGGGGAGCACGGGCAGAGGCUGCCCGUGAGCAGGAACACCUUUGCUGAGAUCGUCGGGCUGACCCCCGGGGUCACGUACCAGUUCAACGUCUUUGCUGUGAACCAGGGCAGGGAGAGCAAACCUCUGACUGCACAGCAGACCACCAAGCUUGAUGCUCCCACGAACCUCCAGUUUGUCAACGAAACUGACAGAACGGUUCUGGUGACGUGGACCCCUCCUCGGGCCCGGAUAGCAGGGUACCGAUUGACAGUGGGCCUGACUCGAGGAGGCCAGCCCAAGCAGUACAAUGUGGGGCCUUCAGCCUCCAAGUAUCCCCUGAGAAAUCUACAGCCUGGGUCUGAGUACACUGUGACCCUCGUGGCUGUGAAAGGGAACCAACAGAGCCCCAAAACCACCGGGGUCUUUACUACCUUGCAACCGUCUCGCUCCAUUCCGCCUUACCACACCGAGGUGACGGAGACCACCAUCGUGAUCACCUGGACCCCCGUUCCCAGGAUUGGCUUCAAGCUGGGUGUGCGACCAAGCCAGGGAGGCGAAGCACCUCGAGAAGUGACUUCAGAAACUGGAAGCAUCGUUGUAUCUGGCUUGACUCCAGGCGUGGAAUACACUUACACCAUCCAAGUCCUGAGAGAUGGCCAGGAGAGGGACGCACCGAUCGUCAACAGAGUGGUGACCCCGAUGUCUCCACCAACGAACUUGCAUCUGGAGGCAAACCCUGACACUGGAGUGCUAACAGUCUCCUGGGAGAGGAGCACCACCCCAGAUAUCACUGGCUACAGAAUAACCACAACCCCCACGAACGGGCAGCUGGGAAGCUCUCUGGAAGAAGUGGUUCGCGCCGACCAGAACUCCUGCACUUUUGAAAACCUGAAUCCUGGCAUGGAGUACAAUGUCAGUGUCUACACUGUCAAAGAUGACAAGGAAAGUUCCCCUAUCUCUGAUACCAUCAUCCCAGCUGUCCCUCCUCCCACUGAUCUGCGAUUCACCAAUAUUGGUCCAGACACUAUGCGUGUCACUUGGGCCCCACCUCCAUCCAUCCAGCUAACCAGCUUCUUGGUGCGUUACUCACCUGUGAAAAAUGAGGAGGACGUGGCGGAGGUGUCCGUUCCCUCUUCAAGCAAUGUGAUGGUUCUAACAAAUCUCCUGCCUGGGACGGAAUACUUAGUCAGUGUCUCCAGCGUCUACGAAAAACAUGAGAGCACCCCUCUUCGAGGAAGACAGAAAACAGGUCUUGAUUCUCCAACUGGUUUUGAUACUUCUGAUAUCACCGCCAACUCGUUCACCGUCCACUGGGUGGCCCCUCGAGCACCUAUCACUGGCUACAUAAUUCGCUAUCAUGCCGAGCAUGCUGCUGGAAGACCCAAGCAAGAGCGAAUGCCUCCGUCUCGGAAUUCUUUCACCAUCACCGACCUCAAACCUGGCACUGAGUAUGUUGUCAGCAUUAUCGCUGUUAAUGGCAGAGAGGAGAGCUCCCCGUUGAUUGGCCAGCAAUCGACAGUUUCUGACAUCCCGAGGGACCUGGAAGUCAUUGCCUCCACCCCGACCAGUCUGCUGAUCAGCUGGGAACCGCCUGCCGUCUCCGUGCGCUACUACAGGAUCACCUACGGAGAGACAGGCGGGAAUAGCCCUGUCCAGGAGUUUACUGUGCCUGGGAGCAAGUCUACAGCCACCAUCAACAACAUCAAACCUGGAGCGGAUUACACCAUCACCCUGUACGCUAUCACUGGCCGUGGGGACAGUCCAGCCAGCAGUCGGCCAAUUUCCAUCAAUUAUCAAACAGAAAUUGACAAGCCGUCCCAGAUGCAGGUGACCGAUGUUCAGGACAACAGCAUUAGUGUCAGGUGGCUGCCUUCAAGCUCUCCUGUGACUGGUUACAGAGUGACCACCGCUCCCAAAAAUGUCCCAGGACCAACACAGUCUAAAACUGUUGGUCCAGAUCAAACAGAAAUGACUAUUGAAGGCUUGCAACCCACAGUGGAAUAUGUGGUCAGUGUCUAUGCUCAGAAUCGGAACGGAGAAAGCCAGCCCCUGGUUCAAACUGCAGUAACCAACAUUGAUCGCCCUAAAGGACUGGCAUUCACUGAUGUGGAUGUCGAUUCCAUCAAAAUUGCUUGGGAAAGCCCACAGGGGCAGGUUUCCAGGUACAGGGUGACCUACUCAAGCCCUGAGGAUGGAAUCCAUGAGCUUUCCCCUGCACCUGACGGUGAAGAAGACACUGCAGAGCUACAAGGCCUCAGGCCGGGUUCUGAGUACACAGUCAGUGUGGUUGCCUUGCACGAUGAUAUGGAGAGCCAGCCCCUGAUUGGAAUCCAGUCCACAGCCAUUCCUGCUCCAACCAACCUGAGGUUCACUCAGGUAACACCCAUCAGCUUCAGUGCCCAGUGGACAGCACCCAAUGUGCACCUCACUGGCUAUCGAGUACGGGUGACCCCGAAGGAUAAGACGGGACCGAUGAAGGAAAUCAACCUUUCUCCAGACAGCUCAUCUGUGAUUGUAUCUGGGCUUAUGGUGGCCACUAAAUAUGAAGUUAGUGUCUAUGCUCUCAAGGACACACUGACAAGCAGACCUGCUCAGGGAGCCAUCACAACUCUAGAGAAUGUCAGUGCUCCAAGAAGGGCCCGUGUGACGGAUGCUACAGAAACCACCAUCACUAUUAGCUGGCGAACAAAGACUGAGACAAUCACUGGCUUCCAAGUCGAUGCUAUCCCAGCCAAUGGGCAGCCCCCAGUUCAGAGGACCAUCAGCCCAGACAUCAGAACCUACACCAUCACAGGUUUACAGCCAGGCACUGACUACAAGAUCUACCUGUACACUCUGAAUGAUAAUGCCCGGAGCACCCCCGCGACCAUCGACGCCUCCACUGCCAUCGAUGCACCGUCCAACCUGCGCUUCCUGGCUACCACACCCAACUCCUUGCUGGUAUCAUGGCAGGCGCCCCGUGCCAGGAUUACUGGCUACAUUAUCAAGUAUGAGAAGCCUGGAUCUCCUCCCAGAGAAGUGGUCCCUCGGCCCCGCCCUGGUGUCACGGAGGCCACCAUUACUGGUCUGGAGCCAGGAACCGAGUACACCAUCUACGUCAUUGCCCUGAAGAACAACCAGAAGAGUGACGCUCUGAUUGGGAGGAAGAAGACAGAUGACCUUCCCCAGCUGGUUACCCUUCCACACCCCAAUCUUCAUGGACCAGAGAUCUUGGAUGUUCCCUCCACAGUUCAAAAGACCCCCCUCAUCACCAACCCUGGGUAUGACACGGAAAAUGGUAUUCAGCUUCCUGGCACAACCCACCAACAACCCAGUGUUGGCCAACAAAUGAUCUUUGAGGAACAUGGCUUUAGGCGGACCACACCACCUACCGCCGCCACCCCUGUCAGGCAUAGGCCAAGACCAUACCUGCCGAAUGUAGAUGAGGAGGUUCAAAUCGGUCAUGUUCCCAGGGGAGACGUAGACUACCACCUCUACCCUCACGUUCCGGGGCUCAAUCCAAAUGCCUCUACAGGACAAGAAGCUCUCUCUCAAACAACUAUCUCUUGGACGCCAUUCCAGGAGAGUUCUGAGUACAUCAUUUCAUGUCAUCCUGUUGGCACCGAUGAAGAGCCCUUACAGUUCCAAGUUCCUGGAACUUCUACUAGUGCAACUCUGACCGGCCUUACCAGAGGGGUCACCUACAACAUCAUAGUUGAGGCACUGCAAAACCAGAGGAGGCACAAGGUUCGGGAAGAGGUUGUUACUGUGGGCAAUGCUGUCAAUGAAGGCCUGAACCAACCUACGGAUGACUCAUGCUUUGACCCUUACACAGUUUCCCAUUAUGCUGUUGGAGAGGAAUGGGAGCGGUUGUCUGAAUCUGGCUUUAAGCUCACAUGCCAGUGCUUGGGCUUUGGCAGUGGUCAUUUCAGAUGCGAUUCAUCUAAAUGGUGCCAUGACAAUGGCGUGAACUACAAGAUUGGAGAGAAGUGGGAUCGCCAGGGCGACAAUGGUCAGCGGAUGAGCUGCACGUGUCUUGGGAACGGAAAGGGAGAAUUCAAGUGUGACCCCCAUGAAGCCACGUGUUAUGAUGACGGGAAGACUUACCAUGUCGGAGAACAGUGGCAGAAAGAAUAUCUCGGAGCUAUUUGCUCCUGCACAUGUUUCGGGGGCCAGCGGGGCUGGCGCUGUGACAACUGCCGCAGACCUGGGGCUGAGCCCGGUCCCGAUGGCACCACCGGGCACACCUACAACCAGUAUACUCAGAGAUAUCAUCAGAGAACAAACACUAACGUUAAUUGCCCGAUUGAGUGCUUCAUGCCAUUAGAUGUGCAAGCUGACAGAGACGACUCCAGAGAGUAACACUUUCAACCCAGAAGAACGAGUAUCUCUCUGCCGAGGUCAAUCCACACCUGAGUGACGUUCGCAGACCCUCCAUCUUUGAGUGUUCAUUUCUCCCGUAAGCCUUUUGCUCUGGAGUCAAAGUUCUCAGCUUCAGCUCAACUCACAGCUUCUCCAAGCAUCAUCACCCUGGGGGAUGUUUUGAGACUUCUCUCACACAUGGUGGCAGUUGGUUACCUUGUUCUGCUUCCGAGUAGUUGGUACCACCCAGUAUUGUUUAAGAGAAUCAGAGAGCCUUGUGAUUUUGUCUGAAAUCCAUAGGGAGACACAGGUAGACAACCAUGAUGAAAAAUGUCUUGCAUGACAGCACCCAAACUCUGGAGUCAGGAAGUGUUCCCCAGAUCCUUCUGCUUCUUUCUAUAACCGUGGCCUGCAGCACUGUCAGGAGACGUCCUGUGGCCUUGUGUGCAAACACGUCACAGUACGUGCUCCAUCCCAACAACUCUGAUUGCCUAGAAAUAUCCUUCUCUUACCUGUUAUUUAUCAAUUUUUCCCAGUAUUUUUAUACGGAAAAAAUUGUAUUGAAGACACUUAGUAUUGCAGUUGAUGAGAGGAAUUCAGUAUAAUUCUGGUUGGUGAUUAUUUUUAUAUUGUACAUGCCAACGCCUUACUACUGUGGAAAGACAAGUGUUUUAAUAAAAAGAUUUACAUUCCA